GCUCGUUGGCAACCGGGUGCAGAAGGUGUCGCUUAAUGGGAAUCUAACAUUCGUUCAGUCUUUCCGGCGACGGAUGGACGCCCUUGUCUGAGCGCAAGCGUAGAACUGUAAAAGGGAAUCAGACGUCAAGAGACAAAGCUUGUAGAAGAGACACUUGUGUUUUGUGCUCUUGCUGAUGUAAAACAAAAUAAUAGCUCCCACCAUUGAAUUGUCAUUUUAUUUAGCUGUGGGUAAACAAACAAACAAAAAAUCGUGAAACAUUUCAAAUAAUACCAUCAACAGUUAUCUGCAACUUCUUUCAAUAAUCAGUUUGUUGGUGCUCUAAAGUGUUUGUCGUAAAAACACUUAUUAUUCCAUGUGACUAUAUUAAAGGCAGACGCGAAGAAAGACAUUUGGAGAUAUCGUCCUUUCGUGUACUAGAAUAGAAUAGAAAAAAAAAAAGGUUGAAAUAAUCGAGGUAAAGGAUACAAGAUGGUGAAGCGUGAUGACGGUCCGCCCAAACUCUGCUUUGACAAUCCUGUCUACAAUGACGACGGGAACCCGGUCGUGGAUUCAAAGGAAGGAUCCAAGGUUAAAGACAGGAGACCUGUGACUGCAGGCGUCGACGGGAGGAAAGAGCCGGUCUUCCCUUGCAACAGGCCCCUGGCCGCAACGAAAUCUGUCGGCCACGAAUUUUUGAAGCGCAACGCCUCCAGCCAGAGCCAGACGUCGAUGGCUUCCGACAUCUUUGCACCGGCAAGGACCCUGACGCCGGAGGUCGACGUCGAGGAGCGCAUCAUAGAGCACAGAAGGAACCGAGGCUUCUGGUCCAGAAGGUCUUGCAACAACCCCUUCCGGGCAACGAGGAAGUUCUCCAGAGGGACUAUCCCGUCGUUGGCCGCCUUGCCUGUCGGUGAGACGCUGUCGUUGGCUCCUCAACACGAAGAUGGGGCAGAAAGCAUACCACCCGAAGGACAGCCGGGGGAUGAAGAAUGCUGUAUGUCAGAAGCGACGCUCGAGUUGCUCCAAGAGAGGAAACUCCGGGAAAAUAUUGCCUGGUUGAGGAAUUACCUCAUAGAGGCAUCAGAGGCAGAUGGCGGAAACUACUCUCUGUCUAGUUUUCUCUCCGCAAUGAAAAACAAAGAACUCCUGCGCCGCUGGUUUUCCCUGUAUGAUUCGGAGGGCGAUGGAAAAUUAGACCAGGAAGAGUGGAUUGAUCAGAUCAAAUUAUCAGCAAGGGAGCUUGGGGCCAGAGAGUGGGCGGAGCUUGUGGAAGUCUUGGCUCUGGUGGUCUGCGGUGAGGACGCCGAAGUCACCGAGGAUCUCUUCACGAAGAUCCUCACGUCGAGGGGGGUGUUGGAGAAACUCUUCCGACUUAUCAAUAAGGACGGUGAUGGCUUGGUGAGCCGACAGGAAAUCAUGGACUUCAUUGCUAAUCUCACGUAUGCCCGUCCUAGGACGGGCUUCACGAGAGAAAAUCUGGAAUGGCUGGAACAACUUUUUCGUCAAGCUUUGGGUCACAAACAAGAACUUUCCUUCGAUGACUUCAAAAAGAUUGUACACUCCCGGAAUUCCUUUUUCGCGGAGAGGGUGUUCCAGAUUUUCGACCGAGACAACAGCGGCACUGUCUCCCUGUCAGAAUUUCUCGACGCCAUGCACCAGUUUGCAGGAAAGUCACCCAAUGACAAGAUCAAGUUCUUGUUCAGGGUCUACGACUUAGAUGGCGACGGACUGAUCCAGCAGAGUGAGCUGCAGAAGGUGAUGAAGGCCUGCAUGGAAGAGAACGGCAUGAAAUUUAGUGACGAACAGAUUGAAGAUCUGACUCUGGCCUUAUUCGAAGAUGCUGACACACAGAAGCAGGGAGCCAUCACUUACGAGUCCCUCAAGGCUCAGUUGGAAAAGCACAAUGGACUCCUGGAAAAUCUCUCCAUAAGCAUAGACAGAUGGCUAGUGCCUCCAAAUUUGGGCAGCAACAAGGAGUCGGCCAAGAACCGCAUGAGCAGACUGAAACCCUACCAGAUGAGUCUUCCCUACAUGAAGAAUAAUUACGUCUAUUUGUCUUUCCUUCUCGUCUACAUCGCUGUUAAUCUUGGUCUCUUCAUUUCUCGUGCCGUGCAAUUCAAAAAGGAGAAUGGAUUUUACAUCAUUGCAAGAGCGUGUGGUCAGUGUCUCAACUUCAACUGCAUGUUUGUUUUGGUGUUAAUCUUAAGGCAAUGUAUAACGUACCUGAGGUCGAUGGGAGCAUCCGCGAUCUUGCCUCUAGAUCAGCACCUUUAUCUUCACAAGAUGUGUGGCUGGGUCAUCUUCAUCUUUUCAUUUCUUCAUACUCUUAUGCAUUGCAUCAAUUUCCCUCUGAAUAUUGCACCCAACUUGAUGGUCAACAACCAGACAUACACAGCUGUUGAGUGGCUCUUCACCAUGAAACCAGGAAUGUUCGGACUGAUCCCGGGCAUAGCGAAUCCGACAGGUGUGGCUCUCAUGGUCAUUUUGACAUUGAUGGUGAUUUGCUCUCAACCAUUCGUCAGAAAGUCUGGGUAUUUUGAAGUGUUUUAUUGGACUCACUUGCUCUACAUAGCUUUCUUCAUAUUAACUAUCCUUCAUGGGCCAAAUUUCUGGAAGUGGUUUGUGGCUCCGGGGAUCAUCUUCCUCAUAGAAAGAAUUCACAGAUCCAUCAGAAUGCGUACUGGGAGAGGAAGGACCUACAUCAGCUCUGGAGUGUUGUUACCUUCCAAAGUCAUCCACUUGGUUAUCAAGCGACCCAUGAAUUUCCACUUCCAUCCUGGCGACUACGUCUUUGUCAACAUUCCAGCAAUUGCAAAAUACGAAUGGCAUCCCUUUACUAUCUCGUCUGCUCCAGAACAGGAUGAUGAAUUAUGGCUCCAUAUUCGUGCAGUAGGAGAAUGGACCAACAGACUAUACAGCUACUUUGAAAAAGCACAGGAGAAAUGUGAACUACAGCGAUGUCGGUUGCAAGUAAAUGGACAAGCUCACUGCACAUCAAUUAUAAUGCAUGACGGAAGUGCUGUUAAGUUGAGAGUAGACGAUGUCAGAGACUUACAAAAGAAAGGAGGGAGCCCUCACAUGGCUGGAACCCCACGAGUGAUGGUGACUGCCGAGACUCCAUCAGGAAAUGUUAAUAAUCCUGUUGCAGUACGGAGAAAUGGAAUUACUAAUCAUGCAUUUGAACCUGAUAGCAAUGGUAACAAAGUAGAUAAAGAAGAAGAAGGGUCUGUUACUCCCAUUCAAGAAAUGGAUUCAAGUAAUCCUAUGCCACUUGUACCAAUUGAAAAGUCAUCCUCGCCUAAUACCCCUAAUGACAGUUCUGCCCGGAAAAAGAUGGAGAAAUCUAAAUCUGUUCCAGAUUUAGAAAAACGUCUCAGAAACCAAGACAGAAAUGCCAUAUUAAGGUCCCAGACUCGUGCAGCAACAGAAAGAAGAUUCUCUGACAGGGCACUUAAAAAGGCCCAAAGUGAGGUUUUGGCAGGCAACUACGAAUUUAACGAGAGCUUAGCCAAAAGUUUCAGGUAUAUUCGUCGAAAACCUAAGGUCAUCACACUGGAUGUACCAUCAGAUGAAGAAGAAUGCAGCAGUGGUUCUGAAGAGGACAGUGACAAUGAAGAAAUAAUGAGUGAAAUUACUGAUGAAAACCAGACCUGUGUCACAAUAGCAGUCCCUAAUAAUGUCAGUGACACUUCUGCUCUUGCAGAAGAAGGAAGAGUACGCAAGAAGUCACAAGAUGCAAAACAACGGCGAAUAUCUAGACAAGAGGAAAGGCAAAUGAGAAGAAAAAGUAGGCGGGAGGAAAUCAUUGCAGAGGGUGGAUGUGCAAUUGGAAAGCCACUUGUUAUCUUUGUUGAUGGUCCAUUCGGUGCUCCGUCUAGCCACAUUUUUCAUGCUCAGCAUGCAGUUCUUAUUGCAACUGGAAUUGGAGUUACACCCUUCGCUUCAAUUUUACAGUCAAUUAUGCAUAAGUACUGGAAAGCUCGCCACUCAUGUCCUAAGUGUUCACAUUCAUGGACAUCUGACUUGCCCAAAUCUGUUAUGAAUCUCAAAAAGGUUGACUUCUUCUGGAUUAACAGAGAUCAAAGAUCUUUUGAAUGGUUUGUGAAUCUGUUGUCACAGCUGGAAAUAGAACAAGCAGAACAAGGGGGAGUGCUAGAAAGAUUUCUGGACAUGCAUAUGUACAUUACAUCUGCCUUACAAAAAACAGAUAUGAAAGCAGUAGGAUUACAACUAGCUUUGGAUCUGCUACAUGAAAAGGAGAAGAGGGAUCUCAUCACUGGACUGAAAACAAGAACAAAUGCAGGAAGACCUAACUGGGAUAAGGUAUUCAAACAGCUGCAGAACCAGCAAAAAGGAAAGAUAACUGUAUUCUACUGUGGACCCCCUGCUUUAGGUCGAACACUGCGAUACAAAUGUGAUGAGUAUGGCUUUGAUUUUAGGAAGGAAAUUUUCUAGUUUUGUUGUAGUACAAAAAGCAGUGUGAAAAGAACAUUUUCUUGACACCAUAGAAAUAGUUUUCCUUAAAGUAGAAUAAUUCAAGAAUUACCAGUAAUCUCAGAAGCUAUUUUCUAAAACUGAUUCAGUUUAAUCUGAAUGUUUUAAUAACUAUUUUUAUCAUAUUUUUCUUGUUCAGAUAUAUUGACAAAUAAGUCUCUGAUAAAUAAAGUGCAUUAAUUUUUUAACUAUAUAAUGUGAAGGCUAUUUUAUGAACCAUUUUAGGGUUUACCAAGAAUUAAGAACUUUUUAGUGACCAAGAAGUACUAGUGAUUAGUGAGCACAUCUGGUUACAAGCAGAGGUGAAUCAGUGUAUUGUUAAUAAAUUAUUUUUUACAUUAAUGCAAUCUUUUGUAUGCAUGUGUACUCACAACUGUAUAUUAGAUCUCUUAUAGAUGUAUUAAUAUCAUAUGCUAUCAUAGUAUGGUAAUGGAACAGCAUGCACCAUAAAAAUUAGCUUUUGUGUGCAAUCUUUCUUAGUUUUUGCUAUACAGUGCUGUAUGUGAUAUACAGCCGACAGCCUAAUAGAUUCUACAUAUUAUUUCUAUUUAUAUUACAGAGUAGUAAUGCAAAAAUUACUAUCCUUAAACUAUUAAACAAAUUUUGACCAAUUUGAAGUUUUAAGGAAGACCCGUACAUUGUACUUGAAGUCAAGAAAAUACCUCCAUUGUGACUCAGCCAGUAGGAUUUUAUGGAUUACUGACAAGUGAUUGACUAUUUUCACAUCAGUGGUAUAUUACCAAUGUGACAGAUGUGAAAUUAAGGUUUGUCAUUCCUUGAUAACCACUAAUAUUUAGCCUGCUUAAUGAAAAGGAAACUUACCCCAAGUAGGAUUUCCACUACUGUAUUGAAGUCAUAAACAAAACUUGUGAGCAAAAUUAAUUUUCUUGUAAAUCUUAUAUUUCAGGUAUACUGAUAUUUUGUUAAUUUUUGUAUUACACAGUUAUGUUUGAGGUUAUCUUUUGCCUCUUGACACAAAAAGCUGAAUAAAUUAUUAUAUUACCUGUGAAUGGUAACAUGACCUGUUUUUUAUAGUGAAUUCAAAUUAAGUAGAUAUUAGGUUUAGCAGAUCUGUGAUGUAUAAUUUUUCCUUUGUAUAUAGUAUAUAUAUAUAUGAUUAUAUGUAUUCAUAUGACUUGGCUAAUAAAGACCAUAUUUUAUUAA
Macrobrachium nipponense is the source of this 5640-nucleotide messenger RNA. RefSeq names its product NADPH oxidase 5-like (gene Nox). Gene Ontology annotation, biological process: defense response; superoxide anion generation. The transcript has 23 exons. NCBI's taxonomy places the organism in Eukaryota, Metazoa, Arthropoda, Malacostraca, Decapoda, Palaemonidae. The record is from RefSeq and is a predicted model, not a curated record. The coding region runs from base 472 to 4437 and encodes 1321 amino acids. Gene Ontology annotation, molecular function: calcium ion binding; superoxide-generating NAD(P)H oxidase activity. Gene Ontology annotation, cellular component: NADPH oxidase complex; plasma membrane.